Molecule: messenger RNA, 5736 nt
Organism: Mandrillus leucophaeus (drill)
Lineage: Eukaryota; Metazoa; Chordata; Mammalia; Primates; Cercopithecidae
Gene: KLHL31
Product: kelch-like family member 31
Exons: 3
Coding region: 136-2040 (634 amino acids)
Biological process (GO): negative regulation of protein phosphorylation
Cellular component (GO): nucleus; cytoplasm
Molecular function (GO): protein binding
Source: RefSeq, a predicted model, not a curated record
UUUUCCUUCUCCCUCUCUCUGUCUCCACAGAUCCCUUCCCAAGAGGAGUCUCCUGCUAAAACUUCAUCAUCUCCAGUUGACCUGCCACUUCACCCAAGGAGGCAAGCUCUUGCCUGUGACAGUGUAUUUGCCAACAUGGCACCCAAAAAGAAGAUUGCCAAAAAGAACAAAGGAGAUAUCAAUGAGAUGACUAUAAUCGUAGAAGAUAGCCCCCUAAACAAACUGAAUGCUUUGAAUGGGCUCCUAGAGGGAGGCAAUGGCCUUAGCUGCAUUUCCUCUGAACUAACAGAUGCUUCUUAUGGCCCCAACCUCUUGGAAGGUUUAAGUAAAAUGCGGCAGGAGAACUUCCUAUGUGACUUAGUCAUUGGUACCAAAACCAAAUCCUUUGACGUUCAUAAGUCAGUGAUGGCUUCAUGCAGUGAGUAUUUUUACAACAUCCUGAAAAAAGACCCAUCAACUCAGAGGGUGGAUCUCAAUGAUAUCUCACCACUAGGCCUGGCCACUGUCAUUGCUUAUGCCUACACUGGAAAGCUCACUCUCUCCUUGUAUACAAUAGGAAGCAUUAUUUCUGCCGCUGUUUAUCUUCAGAUCCAUACUCUUGUAAAGAUGUGCAGUGAUUUUCUGAUACGGGAGAUGAGUGUUGAGAACUGCAUGUAUGUUGUUAAUAUUGCUGAAACAUACUCCCUAAAAAAUGCAAAAGCAGCAGCCCAGAAAUUUAUUCGGGAUAACUUCCUUGAAUUUGCAGAAUCGGAUCAGUUUAUGAAACUUACAUUUGAACAAAUUAAUGAACUGCUUAUAGAUGAUGACUUACAGUUGCCUUCUGAGAUAGUAGCAUUCCAGAUUGCAAUGAAAUGGUUAGAAUUUGACCAAAAGAGAGUAAAAUACGCUGCAGAUCUUUUGAGCAAUAUUCGCUUUGGUACCAUCUCUGCACAAGACCUGGUCAAUUAUGUUCAAUCCGUCCCAAGAAUGAUGCAAGAUGCUGAUUGUCACAAACUUCUCGUAGAUGCUAUGAACUACCACUUGCUUCCAUAUCAUCAAAACACAUUACAAUCUAGGCGAACAAGAAUCCGAGGCGGCUGCCGAGUCCUCGUCACCGUUGGGGGACGCCCAGGCCUUACUGAGAAGUCCCUUAGCAGAGACAUUUUGUAUAGAGACCCUGAAAAUGGGUGGAGCAAGCUUACAGAAAUGCCAGCCAAAAGUUUUAAUCAGUGUGUGGCUGUGAUGGAUGGAUUUCUUUAUGUAGCCGGUGGUGAAGACCAGAAUGAUGCAAGAAAUCAAGCCAAGCAUGCAGUCAGCAAUUUCUGCAGAUACGAUCCCCGCUUCAACACCUGGAUACACCUGGCCAGCAUGAACCAGAAGCGCACGCACUUCAGCCUGAGCGUGUUCAACGGGCUCCUGUACGCCGCGGGCGGCCGCAACGCAGAAGGAAGCCUGGCCUCUCUGGAGUGCUACGUGCCCUCCACCAAUCAGUGGCAGCCGAAGACGCCCCUGGAGGUGGCGCGCUGCUGCCAUGCCAGUGCGGUCGCCGACGGCCGCGUGCUGGUGACCGGAGGCUACAUCGCCAACGCAUACUCACGCUCUGUGUGCGCCUAUGACCCGGCCAGCGACUUGUGGCAGGAGCUGCCGAGCCUGAGCACACCCAGGGGCUGGCACUGCGCAGUCACGCUGAGCGACAGAGUGUACGUGAUGGGCGGCAGCCAGCUAGGGCCGCGCGGGGAGCGCGUGGACGUGCUCACCGUGGAGUGCUACAGCCCCGCGACAGGUCAGUGGAGCUACGCGGCGCCGCUGCAGGUGGGAGUGAGCACCGCGGGCGUCUCGGCCCUGCACGGCCGCGCCUACCUGGUCGGGGGCUGGAACGAGGGCGAGAAGAAGUACAAGAAGUGCAUCCAGUGCUUCAGCCCCGAGCUCAACGAGUGGAUGGAGGACGACGAGCUACCCGAGGCCACCGUCGGCGUGUCCUGCUGCACCCUCUCGAUGCCCAACAACGUGACUCGGGAAUCCCGGGCCAGUUCGGUAUCUUCUGUGCCAGUCAGUAUCUGAGCCCAGGUAGAUGCAGGGACGCAGAAAGAAUACGUUAUUUAUUCAUAGAGCCACGUGGUUAACCUCUGAGUUCGCGAAAAGGAAAAUAUUUAACAUUUACUACACUGAUUGUAUUGUAAAAUAUGUCGAGGCACAUGUCCUGAUGGCUUUAAAUUCCUGGUAUGGCAUAAUCUACCUCUGUCUUUUUUUUUUUUUUUUUUAAAUCAAAAUACAGGGCCAUGGCCAACAAAAGAAACAAUUUAUUUCAGCGGCCACUGGGUGGCAGACGGAAUUCGUUAUAGGCACUGUUCCAAGGCGGCAUGUUUCCUAAAUGUAUGGCGGUUACACCCACAUUUGAGAUUUUUUCCUCUACACUUUAGUACACUUGAGGUUUAUGUAAGUGAUUUCAUGUUCAAAAGUUUAUUUUCCUCUCUCUCUUUUUUCUUUAGGAAGUUGAAGAUAUUCAUAUAGAUUUUAUUUAAAAAUGGAAAUUGUCGAUCUACGUAGACUUAAGAUUUAAUUCUCUAUUUCAACGCAAUUUUUCCCCCAAAUGUGAUUGAGUAAAGGAUUUUGAAAGAUAUCCCAUGACAACGUAAUAAAGCUUAAAACAAGAUCUGACCGAAAAGGAAUAGGGAUUCCACCCAGGGACCGUAAAGUUGAUAACCUUUGCGUUAGCGGACAUUUCUCUUUUUCCAUGCCUCAGGCCCCAGUUUAUUUUCUACCAUAAAAUCCUGCUGUCAAUCAAGGAAUUGAUUUGAGUCAUUUAAUUUAUAGUGUAAAUUUAAGUCAUGUGGUUGUUUCAACUAGAAGGAUUUGCAUUUUAUCCCUUGUCCUCUGUUAAAGAAGAAUUUCACAUACCCUGGGAGCCUUACCCUCACCAUAAAAGCUACACCAACCUGGUUAAAGGCAACCUUGGCCCUAAUGUACGCCCUGCAAAGAUCACCGAUAAAACUAUGUCCCUAAGGACCAUUAGCUUGAAGCUUAGAAAGCCUGAAGUUUAUACAACUAAUAAUAAUAAUUUUAUUUGCCCCAAUCUUUUGUAAGACAAGAAUGAAAGAAACAUUUGGAAUUUGCAGAUUUGGUAGUAACUGGAUGAACGGGUUCUCCUGUUGAUAAAUGCCAUUGUUUCCCAUUUCAUAUGGAUCCUCCUGAUUUCUUAAGUAAAAAUCAAACACUCAUCUCACAUAUAUAAAAAUAUAUGCUCAUUCUGUCCUAUUUUUAUUAAUCUCAUCUGCUCCAAAUUAGCUUUGGAUUUAUAAUCAAAGUAUAUCCACUUGAUAGCAUUUUUCUUAUAUGUUUGCCAAGUUUUGAGGAAAGGGAAUGACUGUAGUAAAUGAUACAUAUUUUCCUUUUUUAUAAUUUAUCACUUUAUUCUUUGAUAGUUUAUUUGUUUUGGAGAGGAAGUGGCCUAUCAAUUAUGGGUUAUGUGCAAUUGGAUUUUGAAAAAUAAAACAAGCUAUUUAGGAAUUGAAUAUGAGUUAUAUGGAAAUAUAAUUUGGUUUUCAUUCAUCUCAUCCUCUCCACUUUGUGUAGAUAGGUUGUUGCUAGAGUUAUGAUAUUUAUUUCUAAAAUAUGUUAUCUGAACUGUGAAAAGUGGUUCAUAUAGUACACUUUGUGGAACAAUUUUAUAUCAUUGCCCCUUAUGAAAAGUUCAAUCUCUGGGUAUUUAAUGAUAACACUCAGGUAAGGGCUACAAACGCUGUAAAUUAAGAAUAAGACAUUAUUAAUGUAAAAGCACUGGGCUGUUUCCUUAUCCUACACAAAGAAUCUUUUACCUUGGUGUAUGUGGAUAUGGUAUAUUGCCUUGGUGUAUGUCUAUGUGUGUAUACUCACACACUCAUACAACUGAGAAGCCUAUAGUAUACGGUUAAUUUUUAGAGAAAAGGUGUUUUAUUGUGGACUACACAUCAUAAGUGGGCGAAUAGAUGUAAUUCCUUGAUGCACACUAAUAGAUGUGUUCCCAUUGACAUCUUGGAAGUAUUGUAUGAAAAGGAGGACCUAGGGCUUGAAAUGAAAUGAGAAUCAAUCAGUUGUAACAUUACAUGAUGGAAUAAUGAGAAGAGAUACUGAAACUAGAGGAUUUUUCGUCUAUCAAAGCUUGAUAAAAUAGAUUGUGCAAAAACUUGGCAGUGGCUUUCUAGAGAUGAAACUGGAGACAUGUUAGAGCUGGAUAAAUCAUUUAAAAUUACUAUUUAACUUAUUUUCUUCAUUGUUUAUCUGAAAACUCAGAAAAUCCACAUAUGUGAGCUUACCAGAUUCUUAGGUACGUUGCUGUUCCAUCUUCUGCUUCAACAGUUAGGAAAAUAAAGACCAAUAUGAAUUUGGAAUGUUGGAAUUUCUGACAUACCACAUUGGCGAGGAGUAUGGAAUGUAAGGAUUGAUGAAAGUUUCAUAUCCUGGAACAUCUUGUAUUGCCAAUUGAAAGACAUAAAAGUAUGCAGAAUCAAAAUAAUGUGUGUCCCCUUUCAUGUGUAAGCAAAACAUAUUCUUUAAACCACCUAUUGAAGCAGUUGCUGCUAGAAACCUAGUUUCUCCAGAUUUCCCAAGUGGAAAAUAUUUAGUAUGUUUUUAAGCUUACAUUCAAUUACUCUCCAGAAUCUUAGGACCCAACCAUAUACUUCCUUUUAUUUUUUAUUAAAGAAAAUGACUUGUUAUUUUUGUAACGUCUGAGUCCUGUGAUCAAAUAAAAGCAUCAGUUCAAUGUAUCAGAGAAAUUGCAUGUUACCCAGCAGCUGAAAUAAUAAAAUUCAAGCUCUCUUUUUCCGAAUGGGCCAGAGACCUGAUGAGAAAGUCUGCAGGAAGCCAAACUUUAACGUAGUUUGUCCAUUUUUAGUUAGGUUCUUGGUGCCAAAUUGUCAUCCCUGAUGCAUUAGUUGCUUUCAGUGCACUGAAUGAAUUUUAUUUUUACUUCGUAUGUUGUAAGAAUGGUUUUGAAUAGAAGGACAGUGAUGGUACAGAUUCGUAUAAUUUUAAAAGAUGAUUAGAUGGUAGUGAAGUGUUAUGAGUGAGGAGGUAUAAUUGAUGCCAUAAGAAAGUGAGUACUGAAUGGUUCUAUGAUUUAAGGUACAGCAGCAGUUGUAGUAAGUGUAUUUUACAAAUACGCAUGUAAAUAGAAGUUUACCUGGAAAUAUGUAUGUUCUAAAAGGUCAACUUUUUAAUUUUAUUUUUUUGAUAGUUAUCCUGGCCAAGUGUCUUCAGAACUCAUCCAAGUUACUAGGUGAAAGAAACUAAAAUCACCUCAUUAAUUUUUUUCCAUUAGUUACAACCAAAUGAAUUUAUGUAAUCUCUGAAUGAGCUAGAUCCCUAUUCCAGCCACUGAUGAAUAGGUUCUCCAGCACAAGGCAGCAUUAAAAGGAAUUACUUUUCAGUAUUUAUUUUCAUGCCAAAAAAACCUACAGCAUAAUUUUCCAAACAGUGCUCUAUUGGUAAUUAUGAGAAUUAAACACUCUAAAAUAUUAAAGAUUUACCCUCCAGCACAUUCGUUGGGUAAAGACCAUUUAAUUUGCCCUCUCAGGGAAUUUGGAAUAAAUUAUUUGUCUUGGAUAUUCUUUAAAAACUUUUUAUUUAUUCAGCAGAUUUUGGCAAAAAAAAUUUCAUUUGCUUAAAACAUUCUGGUACUAUGUAAGGAACAACGAACUAAAAUGUAUGCAGUGUUAUUUUGUAAUCUCAUCACUAUCAAUAAAGCUGCAUUCAAUAAGACCUUAGUCAAUUACUAAA